Molecule: messenger RNA, 375 nt
Organism: Closterium sp. Yama58-4
Lineage: Eukaryota; Viridiplantae; Streptophyta; Zygnematophyceae; Desmidiales; Closteriaceae
Source: the annotation of a GenBank genome assembly
AUGUUUGGAAAAUUGUGUUGCUGUUUCUGGCCUGUGACAGGUGCGUCGCUUGUCGCGUUCUGCACAAAAGCUGCAGUUUGUGUUUUUGCGGGCUUCGACUUGAUUCUCGAAUUUGCGAGAAAGCUGCCGCUGAUGGGGUGCAGCAUUGCGCACGUGAUGUGUGUGUGUGUGUGUGUGUGUGUGUGUGUGUGUGUGUGUGUGUGUGUGUGUGUGUGUGUGUGUGUGUGUGUGUGUGGUGUGUGUGUGUGUGUGUGUGUGUGUGUGUGUGUAUGUGUGUGUGUGUGUGUGUGUGUGUGUGUGUGUGUGUGUGUGUGUGUGUGUGUGUGCUGCCUAAGUUGUGACAGUGCAGGUGGGCGACGGCGCAGGCAGCCAUGA